Molecule: messenger RNA, 1269 nt
Organism: Eimeria mitis
Lineage: Eukaryota; Apicomplexa; Conoidasida; Eucoccidiorida; Eimeriidae
Exons: 1
Coding region: 1-1269 (422 amino acids)
Source: RefSeq, a predicted model, not a curated record
AUGCGCAUCCCCAGGGUUGCUGCAGCAGCAGCACGGAAGCAUGCAGUGUCUGCUGCUGCUGCUCUUGCAGCAGCUGCUGCUGAUGCAGCUAUUGUGACUGCUGACGCAGCAGCAACAGCAGCAGCAACAGCAGCAGCUCCUGCUGCUCCUGCUGCUGCUGCUGCUGCAUGCCCUUCCAGGCCCCUCGCCUCUGCUGCAGUCCGCAUGCACCGCGCAGCUAGAGGUCCCCCAGCAGCAGCAGCAGCAGCAGCAGCUGCUGCUGCUGCUGCUGCUGCGAGGCGGCGUGCUUUGUUACCCCCGAAUAACAACAGCAACACAGACACAAGCAGCAGCAGCAGCAGCAGCAGCAGCAGCAGCAGCAGAUCCAAUGCUGCUGCGCCCUAUGAGCUGUGGCGUGUGCACAGCCAAGCUAACAGCAGCAGCAGCAGCAGCAGCAGCAGCAGCAGCAGCAGCAGCAUGGGUCACUUCUCGUGCUCUCCUGUCUUUCUUCGCCCGAGUAGUCUGCAGCGGCAUCUGCUGCUGCAGCAGCAGCAGCAGCAGCAGCAACUGCAGCAGCAGCAGCAGCAGCGAUUUGCUUCUUUUGCAUCAGGGCCCUUGCCCCGUCCUUCUUUUUCUAUAAAUGAUUUUGGUGUUCCGUUUGCUGCUGCAGUUCCACAGCAGCAGCAGCAGCAGCAGCAGCAGCAGCAGCAGCAGGUGGCUGCAUCAGCAGCAGCAGCAACACCAGGGUCUGUACAAGAAGAAGAGCUGCAGCAGCUGCUGCAUGCACACAAGCGAAACCCCCGCGAUCUGCUGCUGCUGCAGCGGCUAGCUUUGGGGCUUGUAGCAGCAGGGAGAGCAGCAGAAGCUGUCUCUGUUGUUGCUGCUGCUGCUGCUGCAGCACGAGUCCCUGAUGAGCUCAUGAUGCAGUGCCUCCAAGCAGCAGCAGCAGCAGCAGCAACAGCAGCACAUAACAAAAGCAGCAGCAGCAGCAGCAGCACAACAGAACUGCAGCAGCAGCUGCUGCAGCAACGAAGACAAGCAACAGAUGAGAAUAUCGUUGCAGCAGCAGCAGCAGCUGCUGCUGCUGCUGUCACUGCAGCAGCACGCGUCUCGGGGCAAACCCACACAGCCGCCGUCGGGGCACUGCAGCAGCAGCAGCAGCAGCAGCAGCAACAGCAGCAGCAGCAGCAGCAGCAGCAGCAAGGAGCUUAUCGCUUCUUCAUUGGAGCCUGGAACGUCGUCAAGGGUUUCUUGUGCGUUCUCGUGCAAACCCUAAACCCUAAACCCUAA